AUGUUAUGGAAGCUCAAGGAACGGCUCGAGGACACGCUGCUGACCAUGAAGAAGAUUGCUGAAAGUCACAAGGAGAAUAUGAUCAAAGACAUACUGGAAGAUUUACCCGACGACAAGAACCUUUCCAUCUUAGUAGAACCACUGCGUGUACCGAUCACGGAACGAUUGCACUUGAGACUGGUCCCUCCUCAUCCUGAUAGCUCUUUCAGUGUUGAUUGA
Messenger RNA from Lichtheimia ornata, 219 nucleotides. RefSeq lists its product as uncharacterized. The coding region runs from base 1 to 219 and encodes 72 amino acids. The record is from RefSeq and is a predicted model, not a curated record. The transcript is spliced from 2 exons. NCBI's taxonomy places the organism in Eukaryota, Fungi, Mucoromycota, Mucoromycetes, Mucorales, Lichtheimiaceae.